AUGGCUGCCGGGAAGUUAUUGCUGUACGCCGGGCUCUCGCUCUCCCUGUGCGCCCUGGGGAUGCUAGCCGUGGCGAUCUGCUCCGACCACUGGUACGAAACGGACGCCCGGCGCUACCGAGAGCGGUGCCGGAGCUUCUCCAACCGCCGCAAGGACCCGGGCUUCAUCUACAUCCCCAACAUCAGCCUGCCGCUGCGCGCGGCCAGCCCGGUGGAUCGGGUGGAUCGGGUGGAUCGGGUGGAUCGCGUGGAGCGCCGCGAGGGGAAGCUGCGCUCGCUUGCGCGCCACCGAAGGCAGCUGUUCGCCAUGAGCGCCGCGGACGAGUGCAGCCGGCAGUACAACUCCACCAACAUGGGGCUGUGGAGCCGCUGCCACCGGCUGGGCUUCGACCAGGAGAUCGAGGAUCUCAUUCGGAAAGACCUGCGGAGGAUGACGGCGGGCUUCAUGGGCAUGGCGGUGGCCAUCAUUCUGUUCGGCUGGGGCAUCGGCGUGCUGGGCUGCUGCUGGGACCGCGGCCUCAUGCAGUACGUGGCCGGGCUGCUCUUCCUGAUGGGAGGGACCUUCUGCAUCAUCUCGCUGUGCACCUGCGUGGCGGGCAUCAACUUCGAGCUGUCCCGCUACCCGCGCUACCUGUACGGGCUGCCCGACGACAUCGGCCACGGCUACGGCUGGUCCAUGUUCUGUGCCUGGGGUGGCCUGGGCCUGACGCUCAUCGCCGGCUUCUUCUGCACCCUGGCGCCGUCCGUGCAGCCCAUCCCGCGCUCCACCUGCCCCAAGACCCGACAGGAGAACGGCACCGUCUGCUAGAAGGGCCGGGGGAAGGGGAGAGCUAAGCUAACCAAGCUAACUACGCUAACUACGCCAACUCGCCAAAACGACUAAAUGGAAAAACCGCCCCCCCCACCCAGAAAUACAAACUCCUCCUCCCUGCCUCCCGACCCCACCGCCUCCUCCUCUUCCUCUUCGUCCUUCCUGACACCCACACAAUACCAUCCCCAAAACAAACACACACAAACACAUACAGUUACCUUACCGGGUUCGGGAAAGAUAUGCCGCGACCGACUUUGAACUUUUCAGUAAAAAAAAAAAACAGGGAAAAAAGGACAUCGGAAACUUACCAACCAACAGACAGGACUGUUCCGUGCGUUUAUUCGUCGAUUCAUCGGAAGUCCCUCCCGGUUGGCGAAAUGUGUAUUUUCUUUCCGAGGGUACAUUUAUUUUUUAUUCUGUGGAUGUGUGUGCGUGUAAAACCCACGGGUGAAUUCAUGAUCUGUAUCUAAAGAGUACAACCGAAACAUUAAUGUCGGAGAAAAUUAUUGAAACAAGGAUUUGUUUUUCGUUUUUGUGGAGUUGAUACCGAAACCGAAGAGGAUUCGCGAAGGGGGUAAAAAUUAUUCAAAAUAAACACGAAAAACAAAAACAUAACGACGAGGUAAUGACGGAGUGGUGACAUCUUUGAACGGGAAAGCGUCAAAGCGGAAAGGAGCUUAGACUUAAAAAACACACUUUUGACACGGGACAAUUGAUGGAGCGGUAUCGACAGUGUUGAGGCUGAACGGUCACAGUGCUGGGAGCGACGGGAAGAAAACCUGGACUUCUUUCACUAGAGAUCCAAUCAAUGGAUCCACUGGACUCUCCCAGAGAGCCUAGAGAUCCACUGGACGCCCCGUGAGACUGUUUGACGGCAUUCUCACACGGGAUCCGGAACAAUCCUUACGCUGAGUGCGGAGAGAGCUGGACUUUGCCAAAAUGGACAACCGAUAUUUCCUUUGUUUUUGGUGGGCUGUGCUGUAUUCGUCUGAGGAGCCCCUUCCCCCCCCAGCUAAACAAAAAAGCAACUACUGACUAGUGGGCGUAGAGGGGGGGGGUCAACACAUUACUGUACAGAAUAUUCCAGAGGGGCGACAAAACAAAAAAAAUGACAGGAUCGAACCCACGCUUCUAAGACAUUCUCAUUCUCCUGCCGUGCAUUUCACUCCAUUCCAUGGGACUCUGUGUCCCACGUCGUGUUUUAUACAUUACCACAUUCCUCUCUCCUCGUUUUUCAUCUUCUUACUAAAAAGUGACGUUGAUUCCGCCCCCGCCCCCAUUUACCCACAAUGCAUUUUGUUAACGAACUUUCGUCUGACCCGUAACGGUUGGUUUUUCGGGGGAGUGCGCCAUGUUUGUUUGAGUUUUGCGUUGUGUUAAUCUUACAGCUACACGAGUGUGUGUGUGUGUGUGUGUGUCUGUGUGUUUUACACAGUCUCUAUCGAAUAAGAAAAACGAGAUACAAAGUAUGUUGAAACAUUUAUAAUAACAAAGUCAACUCCUGCUUUGGGGACAGAGAUGAACACAGUCAAAGGCCGACAGAGAGAGGGAGAUAGAGGGAGAGAGACAGGAGAACUAGAGAGACAGGGAGGGAGAGAGAUUCAGUAUCCUGUCCAAUAGAGGCAAGCCAGUCGACCGAUUUGACUUGAACCUUCUCCGGCUGAUCCAAGAUCGUCUGCAUGUGCGUGCCUGUGUGUCUGUGGCAUCAGACGGUGAAAACACACGCACACGUUCCCUCCCUCCCCCCCCCACUCACUUCUUCCAGGGAGAGCGUUGUAUCGUUUGGUGUCGCUCCCCGGAGAAGGAGUACCCCCUCAGGCUGCGAUUAGUAUUUCAGAGGCGCGUCGAGAUGUGAGGAUUUUGGCGCCGUGCGAACGCCGGAGAACGCAGCCACCGCCUCGUAAACGGAGGCAGCUUUGACGCGCGGCGGCGGAGCCUCGUCCUUGGGUAAACUCAUCCGGAAUGCAGGAAUAUUAAAACGUCAGGCAGAGAUAACUUGAGGCGGUCUGUAUAAUAAGGAACAAAAAAUUCCAAACGUCAGGGGACGGCUUGUUGUUGUUGCAAUCGUCGUUCCCGAUUGGUUCGGAUUCGUGCCGGCGGGUGUGACUGCGUGGGUGCGUGAGUGCGUCGGGGAUUGAUGACAUCACUGUUGUUUGAUUUCAGUGUCUGGUUUCUACUCGAAAUUGAUGAUGAAUUUUCAUUGUGGAAUGCUGUCACGUAUUGGAAUAGACAUUUGGAAGGUGUGCGUGUGCGUGCGUGUGUGUGUGCGUGUGUGUGUGUGCGUGUCUGUGUGGACGGUAAAAUCAACCCCUCUAGAGCAGACCCGGGUUCUUUGCACUCGCAAAAAACCCAACUGAAAACUGAACCAACCUGGAAACCUGAACGCAUCAAAGAGCUAAUAUGCAAAACCGUUCCUCAACAUCGAUGAGAUUAGCAACCCCCCCUCCCUUCCUCCGAAUUUCCACACUACUUUGAUUUAUUCUGUUAAGAUUAAGUCUAGGUUUCGGACCGAGAUAACCUAAGAAACCGAUUAAAUAUUCUGAAAGCAGUCACACAGAGAGAGGGUUUCCUCUUCCUCUCUCCUACUGAGGGCGGGGGUCCCACUGAAAGCCCCCCCAAAAGUAAUUGACAACCUUGGAAGAUGGCCACCGUUAAUAACUACCGUUCUUCAAGGAGAAGGGCAGGCUGGUGGUCACGGUCCUGUUGAAGUUAGGGCGCGGUUUUAUUUUUUUGUCUCCCUCUCUUAAUAAAUGUUCCCUUCGACACAAGAUGAUAAUGCAAUUGACCAUGAAAUUACUAAAAACUCGAACGGACACACUCCAAGAGCUGGCUGCGAAAGGUUUAAAAAUAACCCCCUGCUGCGGUCCUCUUCCUCGCGGAGAACGUUUCUUUGGGGAAGCGCUUCUCGACGUUCUGUUAAAUUGAAAAUCUUUGGCGAACGCGGUAGAGUGGGGGCGAACCAACCGGGCCCAACAUCUGAAGCACAGUUAUCCUGACACGACUUUAAAGCCAUGGUUCUGUCAGUGCUCGUUUGUACACAAGAUUAUGCUGAGAGCACACAAACACACACACACACACACACAAACACUCCGUCGUUGGGGUAGCAUCUGAAUAUAUUCAGCUCUCCCUGAAUGGAGAAUCCAGGUGGGUAAGCUUUGCUCAACACUAAAGCAACCACAACAUCACGCACAAUCAAACACCCACAACCAAUAAGCACACACUACAUGUACAAGCAGCGGUGCCUGGGUGUGCGGGCGUGAGUGAG
Gadus chalcogrammus (walleye pollock) is the source of this 4075-nucleotide messenger RNA. RefSeq names its product transmembrane protein 178Bb (gene tmem178bb). NCBI's taxonomy places the organism in Eukaryota, Metazoa, Chordata, Actinopteri, Gadiformes, Gadidae. The transcript has 3 exons. The record is from RefSeq and is a predicted model, not a curated record. The coding region runs from base 1 to 807 and encodes 268 amino acids. Gene Ontology annotation, cellular component: membrane.